This is a messenger RNA of Neocloeon triangulifer, 428 nucleotides long. Its product is annotated as dynein axonemal heavy chain 3-like. The record is from RefSeq and is a predicted model, not a curated record. Gene Ontology annotation, biological process: microtubule-based movement. The transcript is spliced from 3 exons. Gene Ontology annotation, molecular function: dynein light intermediate chain binding; dynein intermediate chain binding; minus-end-directed microtubule motor activity. Gene Ontology annotation, cellular component: dynein complex. NCBI's taxonomy places the organism in Eukaryota, Metazoa, Arthropoda, Insecta, Ephemeroptera, Baetidae. The coding region runs from base 28 to 384 and encodes 118 amino acids.
AGUAAGCAUUUUUACGACGUCAUAACGAUGAAUUGGACGUUCGAUAUAGUUAACGAAAAAAAUGUUGAAAGAUCUGAGGAUGCAGCAGAAAAUCUAGAACCUGGUAUUUUGCUGAAAGGACUUCUACUCAAUGGAGCAACCUGGGACUACGAAAAUAAUUUUUUGAGUGAGACCGUGAACAAAAAUUUGCACUGCCCUAUGCCGCACAUUAUAAUGCGACCAUCCAAUUUUGUUUUUGCGUCUGACUACCAAGAUUUUUUCUUGUGCCCUGUUUUCACAAAUUGCGAAAAUGAACCCUUAUUAUACAUUCCGCUCAACCCAGGCGCCAACGCUGCUGGACACUGGACGAGGAUAGGAGUGACGAUGCUCACAAAAUUGAAUUAGUUUAUAUUAAAACAUUGCAGGAAAAGAGUUUUGUAUCAACAAUU